This is a messenger RNA of Grus americana (Whooping crane), 2141 nucleotides long. RefSeq lists its product as uncharacterized. Lineage: Eukaryota; Metazoa; Chordata; Aves; Gruiformes; Gruidae. The coding region runs from base 283 to 2133 and encodes 616 amino acids. The record is from RefSeq and is a predicted model, not a curated record. The transcript has 10 exons.
CGCCUCGCCUCCCCGCGGAGCUCCCCCCCCCGCCGCCGCCGGCCCCCCCCCCCCCGGCACCGCUCCCCCGGCACCGCUCCCGCCCGAGCUGCUUUAUUCGCCUGCCUCUUAACACGGAGCCUGCUUAUUUGGCAGUUUCUCAAGUUACUCCCCUCAGGCAGCUUGAGCCAGUAAAACCAGAUCCUUUCAUCUCGGCGGAGCUUACUGACAACCAGCCGUCUGGUUUCCUAGGAAACAAAAUCUUGGCUAGAAAUAGUGAAUCAUUUCCAGGUCACUUUCAACAUGGAGAGUGGAGCAGGGAAGCAUUGGACUGAGGAGGAGGUUAAAGCCUUGUUAAGCGUCUGGUCAGAAAAAAAUAUCAGAAAGCAACUCCAUGGCACCCUGAGGAAUAAAGGAAUAUUUAUCUACAUUGCUAAAAGGUUGCAGGAGUUAGGAGUUUGCAGGGAUUGGAAACAGUGCCGUGCAAAGUAUAAAAACCUGAAGUAUGAAUACAGGACGGUUAAAUAUGCCCACAACUCUGGGGAUGUCACUAAAACCAUGAAGUUUUUCCAUGAUCUGGAUGCCAUAUUGCGAUAUGAACCUGUCACACAAUUAGCAGCAGAAGAAAACGGCAGGUGUUCUGCGACUGAGACGCAGCUGAACACAAGCCCCACAACAGACAGCACGCAAGGUGAAAUAUCAGUUUCUUUAGAAGAUGAUGAGGAUGCUCCAGGAGAUCCACUACUUUUUAUGUCACAUGUCAGACCAGUUCAACUAGGUAAUCCAACGUCAGCAAUAGAGGCUUCCAAAACACCGGCUUUUAUUCCAACAGUAGCAAAUGAAGGAGGAAAACACUGGACUGUUAAUGAAGUCAGAGCUUUGAUACGCAUAUGGUCAGACAAAAAUAUCCAGCAACAACUGGAGGGGACAGUGAGAAAUAAAAGAAUAUUUGAACAGGUUGCUGCUAGACUUCAGAAGUUCGGAAUUGACAGGGACUGGAAGCAGUGCAGGACAAAAUAUAAAAAUCUGAAACAUGAAUACAAGAGUGUAAAAAGUGCCCAAGACUCAGGGAGUACAAGUAAAAGUAUGAAAUUUUUUAAUGAACUGGAUGCUAUUCUGGGGCACGGCACCAUGGAACAUGCAAGUAAAUCAGAUAAUGAUGAAAGUGAGAGGCCUCCAGAAUGGACAGAAGCAAAAUCAGAAAAGGACUGCAUAGAAAUGCCUGCAGACACAGGUGAAGAGGACUCUGUUAGUAAUAUGUCAGAAGACCUACGGGUUGCAGAUAUAAAGAAAGUUUCUGACUCAGAAAUCAUUGAAGAUGAGGGGGACUUUGCCAACUCCACCCCGGCAGCUCUGGAAGCUACACAAAUAAAGAAGGAGACAAUUGACAUAGAUGAUGAUUCUAUAAGCACUACCUCAGAAGACAGAUCUUGUACGCCAGUAGCAAAACGGAUGGUCGGGACAGACAAUCACAUUCCCUUGGAAGAAGCACAAAAUCACUUUAAAGUUAUUACAGUUAAUGAUACUGGAGCAGGAAAACACUGGAGUGAUAAUGAAGUCAGAGCUCUGAUAAACAUAUGGUCAGAUGAAAAGAUACAACAAAUGCUUGAAGGGGCCACAAGAAAUAAAGAAAUAUUUGAGGAAAUUGCCAGAAGGUUAAUGAAACGUGGUAUAGACAGAGACUGGAAACAAUGUCGCACAAAGUACAAGAACCUAAAAUACGAAUAUCGCGCACUGCAGAAGGAAAAUGAGCAUCUUGGUAAUCCCAGGAGAAAAAUGAGAUUUUAUGAUGAAGUUGACUGUAUCUUAAGACGACAGCCUCUGGGUCCCUCGAGCUGGGGAUGUGAAAGUUCAAGUCUCCUAUCAGUUUCAGUGGGAGAUGUUACAGCACACACAGGAUCCUUGAGUAUCAAGAGAAAAACAUGGAAUGAUGAGGUAUCACCUGUUCCACUUAAGAAAAGUGCUUCUGAAAACACCAUACUCCACUUCCAAAAACUGUUAACAGAGAGAGUGCACACAGUAACAGAAGGCAAAAAGUUACUGUUAGAAAGGCUUUGUAAGCAGGAAGAAAUGCAAGACUUCAGCAGAACACAGCUGUACGCAGAUCCAUCAGCCGUACAACAGAAAACUUUCCAGAGAGCGGGAUUCACCUGACAAACAAA